GACAUAUCUCACUUUUACUUUCAGAUCACAAUGAAUACUAUGUGGAUGAUGUGUGCAUGUUGCAGCUACUGAAAGGCCUCUGCCUGAAACACUUGGGAAGACUCAUGCAAGCUGAAUUAUGUUUCAAUAAAGUAAUUCAAAGUGAGAAGCAAAUAAAAUAUGACAGUUACUUGGUGCCAUUCACGCUGUAUGAAUUGGGUCUUCUCUACAAACAACAGGAUGAGAGAGAAAAAGCAAUAAGAUACAUAGAAACUGCAAAAAACAACUACAAGGAAUACUCUAUGGAAUCCAGGUUGCACUUCAGAAUUCAUGCAGCACUUGACAGCUUGAGGGUGUCACCUGCUUCAACACCUUAAAAUGAGGAGGGAUGCUUUUCAUGAAAACAAUAAAUAGCCUACACAAUCUUUUUGCAGUCUUUUUUUAAUCAUAGAGAAGAACAUAAUGAUUGUUUUCUGUCACUUUUGAUUUGAUGUAUGUUAUUCCUUUAGAUGUUUUCUCUAUAGCACCUAUACUGUA
Molecule: messenger RNA, 516 nt
Organism: Cyanistes caeruleus (blue tit)
Lineage: Eukaryota; Metazoa; Chordata; Aves; Passeriformes; Paridae
Source: RefSeq, a predicted model, not a curated record